UAGCAGGUUCCUCAGUGGAUUCAUAUGUAAAUUACCCACUGUAAAAUAGGUGCCAGGACUUAAUAAUAAAACCAAAGUUCCUACAUUUAAUAUUUGUUAUUGUAGCAGUCAAUGAUGAUGGGAGGCAUGCAGGGUGGGAUGCAAGGUGGAAUGCAGCCCAAUAUGAUGGCAGGUGGGAAUAUGAUGAUGGGACAAGGGCAAAUGGGAGGUUACAAUCCACAACAACAGCAGUAUCAUUUACAGCAGGUUCAGCAGCAACUAGCAAAUAUGAACAUGGGUCAGCCAGUAGCAGGAGCAGGCUUUCCACAACAGGGCCAGGUCAUGGCUGGAGGGGGUGGCUGGGGAAACCCGGGCUCAGGGACAACUUUGGCAAAUAAUCUUUGGCAAUGAUAAGGGAUGGUUUUAGGUUUUGCAUAUUAUCAUUAAGUUAUAUAAAUUAAUACAGGACCGGGGAAAUAAUUGAAUUGGCUGGAAAUGUUCAGAUGGACCACAUUAGGAUGUAAAUGAAAGGACUACGUCAGUGCUCAAAUGUGUUGCAAAUACACCACCCAUGGUAGAAAUCAUAUCACUGAUUCUAGAAAUCUUCUGAAGUGUGUUCUCUUGGGAUAAACAUAAAUUAAUCCUCAGACAUAGAAUUUUAAAUGCCCAUGCUAUUGUCUUUGUACAGUUUUUAAGUAUCAGUAAGAUCUUGACUAAUAAAUUGUGAACUUCCCCUUUUUUAUUGCAACUGUAGAAAUUCUUGUACCAAAUGGACAAGACACCAUUGAUGUUGGUCAGGUUAAGUACAUUAUUGUUUUGCAUUGUAAUACAUUGAUAGCAUUUAAUGGUCAUUGUCUCGUUGUGAGCAGUAUUAUGUUUUUAUUUCUCAUUGUGGUGACUUAUUAGAAGUGCAUAAAGUGCAUCGAUUUUGCCAAGUAAUUUGUUAUUAUAGAUAAAAGAUCAAGUUUCUGCCACCUCCAAUUCUUUAACCCUCCUGUGAUGUCAAAUGGGUGAAUUUGGGGUACAUAAUUUGGCACAAGAUGCCCGAGCGAUUAGCAUUAGUUGACAUUUGCUGAACUAGGGUGUUCAUCCCGUUUCCAAAACUUAUUUCCGUAGCUGGGCUUCGGGCUAACUAGGAAGUGCAACAUUAUGACACAAAUGUAACACAUCUUAAUUAUUUGUGGGAACUUGAAGAUGUGGUUUUCAUUCACACAUCUGAUUAUUUUAUCAGAAGGGAAAGAACUUCAUUCUUAGAAAUGAUUUAUAAUUUAUGAGGUUUAGCAAGUGAUAACUAUACUUUGUCUGUGUUGCAUUCCAUCAGUUUUAAAUAUGAAAUAAGUCAAACAAUUAUCAUGUAUAUACUGAAUAGCAGAAAAACUGAAAUGUCCAUGUCUUUAUUCUGUAACAGUAGUUUGCUGUAAAAUGAAUUUUAUUAAUAGUGAUUUGUAUAUCAUAGGUACUGUACAUUGUUAUAUGUAAAAUAAAAUCCUUCCAAUACUA
Lingula anatina is the source of this 1479-nucleotide messenger RNA. RefSeq names its product stromal membrane-associated protein 1-like. Gene Ontology annotation, cellular component: cytoplasm. NCBI's taxonomy places the organism in Eukaryota, Metazoa, Brachiopoda, Lingulata, Lingulida, Lingulidae. Gene Ontology annotation, molecular function: GTPase activator activity; metal ion binding. The record is from RefSeq and is a predicted model, not a curated record.